This is a messenger RNA of Hylaeus anthracinus, 1164 nucleotides long. Its product is annotated as U3 small nucleolar ribonucleoprotein protein IMP4. Lineage: Eukaryota; Metazoa; Arthropoda; Insecta; Hymenoptera; Colletidae. The record is from RefSeq and is a predicted model, not a curated record. Bases 143 to 1078 code for a protein of 311 amino acids. Gene Ontology annotation, cellular component: nucleolus; small-subunit processome; Mpp10 complex. The transcript has a single exon. Gene Ontology annotation, biological process: rRNA processing. Gene Ontology annotation, molecular function: snoRNA binding; rRNA primary transcript binding.
CUCAAUGGUAAUACACCCAUUGUUUCUUCAAAACACGUGUCUGUUUAUCAUAACCUAAAAUUCAUCUGUCAUCACUGUCUUAAUGAUCAAGACAGAACUAGAAUAUUAUCAUAGAAACAGAAAUACAUAUUAAUAGUCAAAAAUGCUAAGAAGACAAGCAAGGCUUCGUAGGGAGUAUCUCUACAGAAAGUCAGUUCAAGACAAAUUGAAAAGCAUACAAGAGAAAAAAGAGAAACUGAGGCGUAGCCUGGAAGAAAAUAUUCCCAUACAUCCAAAUCUAAGAAAGGAUGCUUUACAAAUACAGAAGAGACUGGAAUGGGAAGACGCAGGUCCAGAACUGGCUGUGGCCUUGGGAACAGAGACUGGAGGAGCUUUAGGAUCCCACGAAGACGAUGAGUAUCGUUGGGCAGGAGUUGAAGAUCCAAAAAUUGUGAUCACUACCUCUCGUGAUCCAAGUUCUAGGUUGAAAAUGUUCGUCAAGGAACUGCGGUUGAUAUUUCCCAAUUCGCAAAGGAUGAAUCGAGGAAACUAUGAAAUGAAGCAGCUCAUACAUGCCUGUCGGGCGAAUGACGUUACAGAUUUCAUAAUCGUGCACGAGCACAGGGGUGUACCCGACUCUCUGGUCAUUUGUCACCUGCCAUAUGGGCCCACAGCGUACUUUACAAUGUCAGAUGUUGUUAUGAGGCAUGACAUACCCAAUAUCGGAACAAUGUCGGAGCAAUAUCCCCAUUUAAUUUUCCACAAUUUCAAAACAAAGUUGGGUACACGAGUCACUAACAUUCUGAAGUACCUGUUUCCUGUACCGAAGGAAGACAGCAAGAGAAUAAUUACUUUUGCGAAUCACGACGACUACGUAUCGUUUCGGCAUCAUACGUACAAGAAGGUCAAUGGAAAAGACAUAGAAUUAACAGAAGUCGGACCAAGGUUUCAGUUGAAACUGUACGAAAUCAAAUUGGGCACGUUAGAUGCGGAGACUGCUGCAGACACAGAAUGGGCUCUGAGGCCCUACAUGAAUACUACCCACAAACGAAGAUUCUUGUCCAACGAAGACGGUUGGCAACAGGAAGAUGAUAUUUAACUUUCUAGUACUUGAAUUAUUCGAAUAAAUAUUCUAACAAUGUAAAUAACAAGCUUUAUUUUACAUUAUACAUUAUACAUUCUUGA